Messenger RNA from Geodia barretti, 1626 nucleotides. NCBI's taxonomy places the organism in Eukaryota, Metazoa, Porifera, Demospongiae, Tetractinellida, Geodiidae. The record is from the annotation of a GenBank genome assembly.
CUGGCGGUACGGGGCAGGACGCCCAACGUGUCCGCGCUGAAAGAGGAAGUCUCCAACCACGGACGCGUUGUCGUCGGCAAGGCAUAUGCCGACUGGGUUUCCCGCGCACCCGAACUCAAGGGAGCCAGUCAGUUCAUCCUUGACCCGCCGUCAUUGUACGCAGCAGGCAUCGAGCCGGUAUACGUGCCCACGCGUUUGCCCCUGCGCGGAUCCUACCAGUCCGGUCGCACCGUCAGCGUCAAAAACAGCGUCGACGUGAAAAUGACCGCGGACUGCAUCGACACUGCGCACAACUUUCCCAACAUAAACACGUUCGUCCUCGUGUCCGGGGACUCCGACUUCAUCCACGUCAUCAACUCCCUGCGCGCGGUCGGCAAACGCGUUCUCGUGGUUGGCGUGUCCUGGGCCACCUCCCGGCGCAUGGCCGACCAUGUCGACGGGCUGAUUUUUUACGACGCUGACGUCGACCCGAUUGACGCUGAGGAACCCGAAUCGGCUUUCCAGCGCGCUCCGGCGCAACGCGGCCGCCCACAGCCGGCCGCCACCCUGACCAACCCGGGCCGCCACCAAUUGCCCGAGGUAAUCCGCGCGAUUGAAGACGUGAUCCGAACGGAGCGGGCCGCCGGCCAUACGCUGCUCCUCACGUCCCUCAAGCAGCGUUUGGUGCGCCGCAUCGCCGGUUUCGACGAGCGCAAGCUCGGCUUCUCGGGUUUCAAGAAGCUCAUGCUGCGCGUGGCCGAAGAGGGCAAAAUCAAGAUACGCAGCGUGGAUCUCGUGGACUGGAUCCUGAUGGCCGACGAGCCCGAUCCCGAACCGGUGGCCAGGGACGAUGACGACGUUGAUCUGGAUGCUGACGAGACCUACCGGGACGAAGACGCCGCGGAAGAUGUGACCCGUGACGAAGUCGGUGAGAUGCGUUACCGAUCGUACGAAACUGCGGACGAUAAUUUCGAUGACGAGGCUGAGACCGACCGGUCAGACGCCCGGAUGACUGCGCCGGCACAGACCGACGUGCCAACCCAGGUUGCCCCGGCCGCCGCCGUUCCCGACGAGUCCGAGCUGGAACAAUCCCGACUGGACCAAUCCCUCGUCGAUGCCAUCGCCGCCAUGGACCUUCCCGACUCCGGCGACCCCGAGGGCGACGCUUCCCGCAUCGCGGACCUGGUGGCAAUGAGCCACUUCCUCCAGGAUCGCGACGGCGCCGACGCCGUCAUGUUCCAGGCAUUGUGCAACGAGAUCAGCGAAGCGCUAACCGCCGGCAUCAGCGCCGGUGACGUUACCAUCUGCAAGCACUGGGGUGACUCGCCCGACCUGGUGGCGCGCAACCUGAUCACCCGCUACGUGCGAACCCUGAUGUCCAACGGCCUGUUCCAGUAUCGCAACAUCAACUUCAGGGAUCCGGAGACGAACCGCGCACGGCGACGGCGGGUCUUCGGCCUGAACCGGGAACAUCCGGUGGUGAGCGCCGCGCUGGCAGCGCGGCUCGGGCCAUCCUAUGAGCCGCCGGCCGACGAAAUGACCGCCACCAACGACGCCAUCGCCGCGCCGCCGGUGGACGAUCACGGCUCCGCGGAGGCGGACCGCGCGGAAACGGCUGAAGAGGCGGAAGUAAUCGCCUUCAGCUGA